GCCGUCCCGGCACUGACCACCUGGCCAUGCCUGGCGUCUGGCGGGGCCUGGGAGUGCUGCUCUCGCUCCAGCUGGCCCUGCUGGGCCUGACCUCCGACCCCUGCUACGAUGCCGCCCGGCGGCCCCGCUACUGCCUCCCGGAGCCGGCCGACCUGGCCGCCGGGCGCCCCGUCCAGGCCUCCGCCACCUGCGGCCGCCCCCCACAGCGCCUGUGCGUCUUCCGCCACCCGGGCGAUGCCUCGUCCCGCCGGUGCCGCCUCUGCGACGGGGCCGACCCUGCCGCCGCCCACCCCGCCGCCCACCUGACCGAUGCGGGCGGCGAGGCCACCUGCUGGCAGUCGGGGCCAGUGGCCAACGCCAGCCUGACCCUGGCCCUGGGGGGCCGCUUCGAGCUGCUCUACGUGGCCCUCCGCUUCUGCUCCCCCCGCCCCCACUCCCUGGCCCUCUACAAAUCCACAGACCACGGCCACUCCUGGACCCCUUUCCAGUUCUUCUCCGCCCGCUGCCCCCAGGCCUACGGGCUGCCCCCGGCCUCCGCCGUCAGCAAGGCCUUGGAACAUGAGGCCAUCUGCACCGCCGCCCAGACGGACCCCACGCCGCUGGUGGGGGGGCUGGUAGCCUUCAUGCCCCUAGCCGGCCGCCCCUGGGCCCGGGCCUUCGAGUACAGCCCAGUGCUCCAGGACUGGGUGACGGCCACUGACCUGCGGGUGGCCUUGGAUCGCAGGCACCGGGGGCUGGGGCUGCGGGGCCGGGAAGCCUCCUACGGGGUGUCGGAGCUGCAGGUCGGGGGCCGGUGCCGGUGCAACGGGCACGCUGCCCGGUGCGGGGCCACUGGGCCCAGCGGCGCCCCCCAGUGCCAUUGCCGCCACAACACGGCCGGCCCUGAGUGCGAGACUUGCAGGGCCUUCUACUGCGACCGGCCCUGGCAGCGGGCCACGCCCAGCGAGGCUCACGAGUGCGUGGCCUGCGAAUGCAACUGCCACGCGCACCGGUGCCGCUUCAACAUGGAGCUGUACAAGCUUUCGGGGCGCAAGAGCGGGGGCGUCUGCCUGAACUGCCGGCACCACACGGCUGGGCGGCACUGUCACUACUGCCAGCCGGGUUUCAAACGUGACCUGGGCCGGCCCAUCACCAGCCGCAGGGCCUGCAAGGCCUGCCAGUGCCACCCCAUCGGAGCAGUCGGCACCAUGUGCAACCAGACCACAGGGCAGUGCCAGUGCAAGAUGGGUGUCACCGGGCUCACCUGCAACCGCUGCGCCCAGGGCUUUCAGCAGAGCCGCACUGCCCACACCCCCUGCCUCCGCAUUCAAGAAGUGAUGACCACCACGGCUGCCUACCCCUUGGAGUGGAACACAGGUGCCUGGGGCACUGAAUGCCAGACUCACUGCAACCCCUCCCACGGCCGCAUCCACAUGAACCUGCGAAAAUACUGCAAGAAGGAUUACGUGCUGCAUGCCCAGCUGCUGGCCAUGGUGGAGUCGGGCGAGUGGUGGCAAUUCACGACCUCGGUGCUGGCAGUCUAUCGGCAGCGCCAGGUGCCCAUCCGCCGGGGUGAGCAACCGCUCUGGGUGCCCCGGCAGGACCUGGCCUGCGGCUGCCUGCGCCUCCAAAUUGGCAAGGCCUACCUGGUGAUCGGGAACGACGCAGAGUCGCCCGACCCGGCGCGCCUGGUGCUGGACAGGAACAGCCUGGCGCUGCCCUGGCGCGAUGUCUGGGCCCACAAGCUCCGUCGCUUCCAGCAGCAGAACCGGCGGGGCAACUGCCGGAGCCCCUGAAACCCAAGGAGGUGGGAUGGAAAUGCCAGGGACACUAAGGCCAGGGGAGGGGGUGCGCCAGGCACCCCAAGACCCGGGGCAGGAUCUGUAACGCCUGGCGCCGCUCCUCCAGGGGCUGAGAUCCCCCAUUGGCCCCUGAAACUGGGCCCAAUCCCCUCCUCAAUCCCCUGGAUUCCCCCAUAUUGAGACCCUACCCCCCCUAUGCAGGGCCCAAUCCUACCUCCCCUCAUCCAGCCCUGAGGGAGGGCCCGUCCCCACCCAGCUUCCCACUCCCCCCUCACUCCACAUUUUUGCAAUCAGGUUGGGGGGGGACAGAGGAAAGACCAAAGAUGACCUUUGACCCCUGACCUAUGGCCUGCUCUGCUCUUGCACUUGUAAAAAAGAUAAAUGGAAUAAAAUGAGAAAUUAUUUUACUCUCA
Caretta caretta (loggerhead turtle) is the source of this 2194-nucleotide messenger RNA. NCBI's taxonomy places the organism in Eukaryota, Metazoa, Chordata, Testudines, Cheloniidae. The record is from RefSeq and is a predicted model, not a curated record.